Ceutorhynchus assimilis (cabbage seed weevil) is the source of this 2742-nucleotide messenger RNA. Lineage: Eukaryota; Metazoa; Arthropoda; Insecta; Coleoptera; Curculionidae. The record is from the annotation of a GenBank genome assembly.
CAGAGUACCAAUUUUCCCACUGUCUCUGGCCUCUUUUUGUACAAACUCUUCAGCAUGGAGAUAAUCACCUGAAGCAUCUCCAACUAAAGUACAUCCUUCGUUUGGCGGAUAACUUUCCAAUGCUCUCAUAUUAGUAAGCAGCUGCCUUCCUUCAUUUUUCACCCUCUCAAAAAAAUCCAUAAACUUCUCCUUCUUAACUAACUUCAAACCAAAUUUUUUAGCAAGUUUUACAAAAACAGGAAAGUGUACUAGAAACUCUGGGCAAUUCACCACUCCAUCUAAUUGAAAAUUGUAUUUGCCACCAAAAAGAGGAGGUUUAUUCACGUCAAACUCCAAGCUUACUUCUAAUACAGCAUUGCCAAAUGAGCCUGUGAUAGAUGAUUUUUUAGCUCUAGCAAUUAUUUCAUUGGAAUCUGGCAUUGUACCAAUAAAAAACCCUCCUGGCAGCAAACAUUCUGAAGCAUUUUUCAUCAUACAUUCAGCUUGUGAUAAACUCUCAAAACUGUAAUGGAAAGCAAACUGGCAGCUGACCAAGUCCAAUUUUAUGGAAGGAUCCUUAUACUUUUCUCUUAGUCUAAUUUUUCCUGCAUCACCUGGAACAAUUUCCAUGGAAAAUAUAUUGCCUCUACGAUCAUUUUGUGAUCUACGUUUCAUGUCUGCAUACCUUUGUUUACAGUGUUCUAAUGAAACUUCAGCAAUGUCGCUACAAAUUAAAUGAGUAAUGUUUCCUAUUUUCCAUUUUUGUAAAUCUCCACCCUUGCCACAACACAUAUCAUGCACCCUUAUUGGAGGAUUAUGUUGCUUUUUGGAGUCUUUGAUUUUUGUUAAGUACUCGUUAAUAAGCAUACUUUUAAUCCAAUUAUGAAAGUUUCUCAUGUGUACUAUGCGGCUUUUCGAUCUCUCAUCUAAACCUUUUUCUUCUAUAAGGUUGUAGUGAGUGGCUACUACCUGAGCAUGACUGCUAUCACUGGCAGUUUCAGCUAGUUUAUUAUUGUGGGGACUACAAGAAUCAUCAUAGUCGGUUUUGAUAUGCUUUCUGACAGGUUUUUCAUCUUUUACAUCUUCAAGUUUCUUUUUAGUUCUUGAAGGCUUACUUACCGGACUAGAUUCGUAAUCAGUAGUAUUUUCGUUGGCUUUAUUAGUAACUUCUUCGGGAUCUUUGGUUGAAUUAUAAUAAGAAAUAUCGGUACUUGCAUUGCUGGUGAGUUGAGGCUCCGGGGAGACGCUUCCGGGACGUUGUUCUUCUUCGUAUUGUCGAGAAUCGGCUGCUGCAGCCGCCAACAUUAGAGUUUGUUCCAAAUCGUCAGCAUUUUCACUCAUUUUUGGGAGGUGAUUUUGAUUUGAUUAGGAAAUACAGGAAAUAUUUAUUAAUUUCAAAUAAAAUUAAUAUGUAAAUAAAAGCGACAAUUGACAAUUGAAAUGACAGAUGUCACGAUUGUCACGAAUACAUAGGGCGUUUUCUUUUAUCCAGCAAUGGAACUAUCCACAAAACGUUCCAUCUGCUGCCAGCAUAAUGAGACAGCCAUUCCGAUUUUCUAUGAACUAGACAAAGAUAGGGCAGGUCAUUGAUGGAUCCACCGCUGAAUAAAAGAAAGCGCCCAUAGCUACUGCCGCAUUCUUCUUUUCUGAAAAAAGAAUAAGAAAUAUCGUAGCUAACUUCCGUUGAGUGACCAGUAAGUGGAGGGAGUGAGUGUUAUGACUUUUCAUUUCAUUCCUUUUCACUAGUUUUCACAUCAUCCACCAAUCAAAUCAGCAGUUAGUUAUUGAUUGUCGAAGAUAUUGGAGUUGAAAAUCGAAAAAAACACACAGAAAAAUGUCCUCAAUUUUGUGCCCAGAAAUUCCUUCUCCUGGCUUUUCUUUCGAAAAUUGCAGGCGAAAUGCUAUGCUCGAAGUCAAGGGCCAUGCGAUGCCCAAAGCCCAGAAAACCGGAACCACCAUUGUGGGCAUUAUUUACAAAGACGGUGUUAUUUUGGGUGCCGAUACCAGAGCUACUGAAGACACUACUGUAGCGGACAAAAACUGCGAGAAAAUUCAUUAUCUAGCCCCAAACAUGUAUUGUUGUGGUGCUGGAACUGCAGCGGACACAGAAAUGACCACUCAAAUGGUUGCUUCUCAACUAGAACUUCACCGUCUCUACACUAACCGUGUCGUACGAGUAGCUACAGCCAAUCAGAUGCUUAAACAAUACUUAUUCCGUUAUCAAGGCUACAUUGGAGCAGCCUUAGUCCUUGGAGGCGUUGACUCAACAGGACCCAAUUUGUAUUGCAUCUACCCUCACGGUUCAACAGAUAAACUCCCUUAUACGACCAUGGGAUCUGGUUCUUUAGCUGCGAUGGCUGUCUUUGAAAGCCGCUGGAAGCCUGAUCUUGAAGAGGCCGAAGGUAUUAAAUUGGUAAGAGAUGCCAUUGCUGCCGGUAUUUUCAAUGAUUUGGGUUCCGGAUCCAACGUUGAUGUUUGUGUUAUCAAGAAAGGCAGCGUGGAUUACAAAAGGACUUAUGAUGAGGCCAAUAUUAAAGGCCAGAAGCAGAAUUCUUAUAAAUAUCCUAGAGGUGUUACUGAUGUAUUGUCCACCAAAGUAGUGGAUAUUGAAGAAGUUUCAGUGAGAGUUAUUGGAGCUCCAGAAGAUAUGGAAAUUGCUUGAAUUUUUUUAUAUUUUUAAUUAAGUUUUCCUAUGUGUUUAUUUAAAGGGUAAUACAUGUUCAAUUUUCCUAGGAAAAUAUUGUUUUUAUUAAUCAUAAAUGU